CGGUGUGGACGUCUCUCAGCGCUGCCGCUUCUUUUGCAGUCUCUUUCGCGACUCUCUCGCGCGUCGUCAAGUUAACGUGAGAAAGAGAGAGCCAACGAAGAGAACACCCGAAAGCCGAAGCCCAAAUACUCGGCGCCGAGCACUCAACACUGCCGAGCGGAAGACCAGCCGAAAAUACCGAAUCGCAUUCACCGUUAUGCUCGUAUCAGUCGCGUUAUAGCAUCGCAUCUGAAAGCAUCUCCGAGCGCCACACAGCCACAAGACCACAGCAACAGUCUCCCAUCAGCAUCAGGAGCAGCAGCAUCCCAUCACCAUCACCAUCAUCGGAGGUAUCUGUGAGAUACAGCAGUUCGCGAGUGCAAAUUGCAGCUGCAACAUGUCAAUUAACUAAGUCCAACGUCCAGCGACAAACUCAAACCGAUUACGGGCGAAAAGCCAGCGACAAUUCCGACUAAACAAAGCUCAAAGCUCCUUCAUAUUCCUUCUCCUGGUUACAGAAAACCCAACUGUGACGUGCUCUUAGAUGAAAGGAACGUGCGAUGCAAUUGAAUCCAAGCAGAACCACUGAAACGCACUACUGGAUUACCCUUUUUUGGUGUGCCUUGGGAGGUUUGAUAUUAGGUGGAAUCGUUGUCAUCUCAUACUGGAUACGACGAUGCAGGACACUUGCAGCGAGGUCAGCGCAGCGCCAGCGCCGCAUCCGGAGCCGGAGCUCAUCGUCGGCUGCCCUCAACAGCGGCAACAACAACAACAACAGCACUCGAGGGACACAAAAGUCAUCGCCAGAUCACAAUCAUCGUCGUCGUCGACGCCGCAUGCUCCAGUGCAUCAACUGAAGCAGCAGCAGUCCCUGCCACAGCCCCUGCACCAGCAGCAGCAGCAGCAGCACCCAAGCAACCACCACAAUCCGCACGCCUCCAAGUCCGUGUCCAUCCUCGUCUACAAGACCCUGAACACAGUGUUCCGGAGCAGCCGCAAGAUCAUCGUACGCGUCUGUGACUUGGCCAGCUCCAAGAAGUCCUUCACGAUGUUCAAAUUCAACAAGGCCGCCCAGCAGCAGCGGAUGGACAACCGGAACAGCGCCGUCACCGGCCACGAUCCGUUUGUCCGGCCGCCGGUUCCCGAAAAGAAGGUGAAGCACAUUAUGAAGAAGCUGCACAAGGCGAACGGCUUGAAGCGCUCCAAUUCGGCGAUCGAGUUCGAUGUCUCGGCCUUGACGGCUGCCAAUCGCCGUCAGAUCUACAGUAGCAAUCGGUCGGCCAGCUCGGAGCAAGAUAACAUGUCCGACAUGUCCGAGCACUCGGAGAAGUCGCCGCUGGUUAGCGCGAGGUUAGACAAUCUAGCUAGGCUCUUCUUUAGCAAAUCGAUGCCAGCGGAAACCGGAAGUAGAGAUACCAUAGAUUCAGUACUGACAACAAGGCCGAACAUCAAAUACCAGUACUCGGCCCUGGACAGCGGCAAUGGGAUCGUGGAGCGGAGUCCCCGGGAGCGGGCCCAGCGAGAGCGGGCCCUGAACGCCACCCAGGAGUGGGUGCAGAGCGCCAACGGGCGGUACGAGGUGAUCGCCCAUCUGGAUGAGAUCGGCUCGAGGCACGGCAAGAACUGGUUUCUGGUCACAGAUGCAUCGGUCCGCACAGAUCGUCUGCUGACGCUGCUGCCCCUGCCGCCCGACUGUGUGGCCUUCGAGGACAUGCCGCCCAACGAGAGCCCCAGGGAGAUACUGAUGGAGCUGCUGGGCUCCCUGCAUCAUCCCUACAUCUAUCCCGUGCUGGAUCUGGGCUUCUUGCGCAGCAGCGCCAACGGCUAUGCGUGCCUCGUCACGCCCUUCAACUCGCGCGGCAGCCUCAAGGAUCUGAUCUACAAGGCACAGUGGAACGAGCCGUGGGUGAAGAAGUACACGCGAAAACCGAACGGUUUGCCCGUCAGCCAGGUGCAGCGUCUGGGACGGCAGAUCCUGGAGGCCCUGCUCUUCCUGAAGGAGCGCGGUUUUCCGCUUCACGGUCACCUGCACAGCGGCAAUGUCAUACUGCAGAAUGGAGCCGCCAGGCUAUCGGGCCUGGAGAACGGCCUGCUGGGCCUCAGCUCGCGGAACAACGCCGUGAUGUGGUCACGCUCGGUGACCGAGAUCGAGAACGUCGACAUCGUGUGCUUCGGCCACCUGCUGUACGAGAUGUGCACGGGCCAGGAGCUCAACACACCCAAGCCGUCCAUACGGGUCCUCGAGAUGGAGCUGAAUCACUAUCCACAAAUUGGCCAGAUUCUGGAGAUCCUGGGCCUGAUCUUUGAGCCGCCCAGCGGUGUCUGCCCCUCCGUGGAGGACCUAGUCCUGUGCGAUCUCUUUCGCAGCAUUGAUCUGCGAGAGCUGAGGGGUCCCUGCUUCAGUACAAUUAAGCCGAGCCUCAGCCGGUCCACCCUGAAUCUGCUGCAUGCCGUGAAGAAGCGGCAAUGCGCCACCCUGGGCCACUCCCUCAGCGAGGCCAGUUCGCCCUGUACGCCGCCCUCGACGCCGCACGAUCGACGCACUGGAAUCAGCCGAACAAUGGACUCAUUUGACAUAUCAAGCGACUCGGAGGAGGGGCUGCUCGAGGAGAUUGUCGUCGGGGGCAGGUGCCACCAGCAGCACCUGAUGCGCCUGCAGCAGUGGCACUCGGCCCACUCGUACACGUACGAGCCGGCCACGGAGUCGCCCAUCCACUACUGCGACCAUGCGGCCCUCUACUCGGACGACAAUAGCCUCCACGACCAACAGCCGCCCACCAUCCGCUGCAGCACGAGCAGCCAGAGCAAUCUCAAUGUGAUGCUGGCCGAGGGCACCGCCGAUGCGGAGGGGGAGGGGCAGGAGGAGCUGCAGGAGCUGCAGGACCAGGACGAGGCGGAGGUGGCCAGCGGCUCGUCGGGGGCCCAGCGGCUGCAGGCGCCCGCUGCCGGCGGCAGCUCGGCGGGAGCCUCCUUCAACCACCAGCUGACGGCGGACAUGUGCAACUACAAGAACUCGAAGAGCCGCCGGCUGGAGUACUCGCUCAAGUGCCUCAAGUACGGGCGCAGCAACCCCUCGCAGGACUCGGCCUUCGGGUCGCUCACCGACAACGACCUGUCCAUAGCGUCGAGCAUCCGGCUGAGCAGCUUCCAGUCCAUCUCCUCGCCCAUCGACGAGGGCGUCGAGGACAUCAUCAUAGCCACCACGACGGGCGGCAACGAGACCUGCCUGGAGCUGGCCACCAUUCCCAGGAGCAUGGUCUCCCAGGACUCGGCCAUCUCCUCGCCCUGCCGCGAGAGUUCGCCGAGCAACUUCCUCCACAUCGACGACGCCAUGUCCGGUUCGGGCUCGGGGUCCACCUCGUCGGGCUCGGGCUGUGGCUCGGGCUCGGGCUCGUUCGGGAACAUGCGGCCCCAGCAGUUUCCCGUCUCGCUGUCCCCCAAGAUCCUCGUUACGGCCACCAGCAAUUCGAGCAGUUCCUCCUUGGCCUCCAACAGCAAUGCAGGACAGGCACAGGCACAGGCACAGGCCCAGGGGCACUCCCAUCAGCAACAACAGCAAUUCGAUCCGCCCAAGAUCCUGGUCAACGAUCAGAACUCCAUUUACACCACAUCGCCCUCGAAGCGGUCCGGCAUGAUCGAGGUCUUCUCGCAGAAGUACAGGUGUCCCUUCCAGGUGAGCUCCUUCGAGGACAUGUCCCCCAAGAGGGGCAACGCCGACAAGCAGCACCUGAAGCACGUCAAUCGGCUGGCCUUCCGCUCGCUGGAGGAGGAGCGGCGCAUCGACAACGCCUUCAUGCCGAUGGCGGACCGCACCCACUCGGACAAUCGCGUCAAUAUGCAGAGCGAGAAGUACAAGAAGCUCACGCACGCCUCCUUCCGCAUCAGCAAGACCUCCAGCCAGGACUCGCCCACGGCCACGGCCACUGCCACGCCCACCACACCGAAUGCCGCCGGCAAUAGCAUGGAGAUGCAGCGCACCGGCCGCCAGACACUCUGGCGGGACAGCAAGUUCUACCGGAAGAACCGCAUUGCGAAGAGCAACGACUCCCUCAUGGAGAACACGCCCUCGCCGCGGCUGUCGCCCGGCUCGCUGCGGGACAAUCAGUACGAGAGCCGGAGCAGCUCCCAGGCCAGCCGGCGAUCCCUGAGCGGCAGCCAGCAGAUGCUGAGCGUCACCACCAGCUUCUGUGGCAACGGCAGUGGCGGCGGAUCGGCGGCCCGGAAUGCCGCCCGCUACUGCAGCUCGAAGAGCGAGGAUCUGGGCGAGUCCUCGGACUACCUCAGGGUGAUGGAUGCCAGGAAAUCCUACUCGGAACGCCACUUGGUGCGCCUCAAGCAGACGGCCAUCAACAACACGCACAGCGAGGACGACAUGAGCUUCAACGAUGACAAUAAUCCAUCAGCAUCGGGAUUGGGCAUGGGUUUGGGAUUGGGUUUGGGUUUGGGAUUGGGAUUGGGAUUGGGCCAGGCGCACCACCACCAACACCAGCAGCCUCAGCAGGGGGGGCGCUGGAGCAGCUGCUCCAUCGGCAACCACCUGAAGACGACCAAUAUUAAGACCACCUCGUUGGCCACGCUCACGCUCUCCUGCCAAUCGAAUUUAGUAGCCAAGGCUCCUUCCGUUCCGUCAACUGCCAGCUACCGCACGCCCUCCAAGUCCCUGGACCAUUCACUGAACAUCAAGGUCCAGCAGAGCACCACCAACAACACCAACAACACCACAAACACCAGCAGCAGCAGCAGCUCGAGGGAUGAGUCGCCAUCGCGUCUGACCCUCAGCGGGGCGGAGCUGUCGCGCAUCUUCGUGAUGGACAUGGACGAUCCUCCGGGGAGCAGCUGCAGCGAGGAGAAGACACCGCUCCUGGACAGCGUGGAGAUGUCGCCAAUAAGUCCAACCGAGCCGGAGGAGCCAGAUCUAGAGAAGCUCUAAGAGAGCACAGAUCCCCAAAGACACCCCCAAAGACACUUAUCGAGCAGCCGAAAUGCAAAGCAUGUGAUAAAGAAACCAAAUGAAAUAGAGAACGGAAAUGGAAAUGGAACGAGACAGUGCCAGUGUUGGUUAAGGUAAUGGCAGUGCUAUAAGACACGAUACAGAGAGAGAAAUAUAUGUGUAUGUAUAAUUGGGGGCUGCUUUCGCCUUUGCUUGAACCCACACUCAAAGCUUUCUUCUGGUAACAAUAAUAUUUUCGUCUUUAUAUUGAACUUUAGCCGAUUGCUUUUACAAUCUCUCUCUUUACAACACUACAGAUGCGUUCGGUUUUUUUGUACAGAGGAGAGACAGACGAUAGUUUUGCGGCAUUAUACGGAAUUAUACAAUUUAGUACUUGGUAGUCGAUUCGAUAGUUAAGACUUGAAGCUUCGCGGCAGAUAAUAUUUUACUGUAGACCCCCCAAACAACCGGCCAGAACGGGGCAUGUUUUAAAAGUAUACAUAUAUAUAUAUAUAUAUAUAUAUAAAUAAAUAUUAGGAAACAAAAACAAUGCCAAAUGGAAUUUGGUGAGAGGCAGAGUUCGAGAAUUAAAAUUCUUUGUUACACACACACACACACACACACACACACACACACACACUUAUAAGCAAGCACACUAAAGAUUAUCGCCUAAGAGUUAGCAAAAAAAAAAAAACGAUAAAC
Messenger RNA from Drosophila miranda, 5611 nucleotides. RefSeq names its product slowpoke-binding protein (gene Slob). The record is from RefSeq and is a predicted model, not a curated record. The transcript is spliced from 15 exons. Gene Ontology annotation, cellular component: cytoplasm. Gene Ontology annotation, molecular function: protein serine/threonine kinase activity. NCBI's taxonomy places the organism in Eukaryota, Metazoa, Arthropoda, Insecta, Diptera, Drosophilidae. Bases 656 to 4909 code for a protein of 1417 amino acids.